Molecule: messenger RNA, 812 nt
Organism: Salvia hispanica
Lineage: Eukaryota; Viridiplantae; Streptophyta; Magnoliopsida; Lamiales; Lamiaceae
Source: RefSeq, a predicted model, not a curated record
AGAUGAGACCAAUGAAAUAUCUCCAGAAUUUGUCUCUAAUCAUGAUGAAAGUAAGCGGUGAAGACAUCUCAUUGUUCCUAAAAAAUUGCCCUUUCCUGAGGAAAUUGAGAAUCUCACAAUCAGUUUUGACCGGAGAUGUUCAUAUCUCCGAGGCAACCCCUGCGUUGGAGGAUCUACGAAUCGCUGGAUGUGUCUAUUUGAAGUCCGCUAUAGUUAACAUUUCUGCUCCAAAUCUUUCUAUAGUUUGUGUUGAUGCAAGACCGGGGCAUGCCCUGCGGUUCAAGAAUGUUCCAAGAGUUGUUGAGGCACUUUUUAAUAUAGAAGGUCCAGAAUAUACAAUGCAGCAUUUUACUUCUACCUUGUCUUGCUUGACUUCCCAACUCCACAAACUUACCUUGUAUGGUCCCGAUGCCGACAAGCUUUCGGGAAAAGGGUUUCCUCAACUGCCUAAUCUCAAAGAAUUGAUCCUUUAUAAGCAUACCUGUCUUUUGUCAUUGGCUAAUAUGAUAUCGUCAUGUCCUCGUCUUCAGUGCUUGACUUUCAAGUGUUUUGCCAAAGCCAAAGAUGCAACAUGUCGCGAAAGCUACGGAGCGUUAACUUUUAGAGGAUCUUGUGCGGCAAAUAUCAUCCGAUCGCUAACUUAUAUUGAAGAAAGCGGCGAAUUUCAAAAAAUAAAAAGUCCCAUUUGGUUUAUUAGUGAGUACAGACUGCAACUAUAUGUAGCCAUGAUAUCUCCACAACUUGAACUCUAUUUUCAAGUUGAACUUCGGUAUCAAUUUAAAAGCUACUUCCUUAGGUAUUCAUAAUAGUAG